GGAGGCAAAAGAAAAAACGCAGAGAGAUCAACAGAGCACUGCUGCUCGGUGGUCCUUCUUAAAGCAAAAAGAGUUCCAAAUUUCUAAGCGAGUAUCAAUUAAGGGUUUUAGGGAAUGCAGAGAGAUGAUAGGAGCUUCGUUCAGAAAGCCUGAGCUGUGUGUUAGAGCCAAACGCUGCAUCGGCGGCAGAAACUGUCACCGGAAACACGUAGAAGACGGGUGACCUAUUCGCCCCCCGGCGGGUUUUCUCGUUACUCUUAAGAGGCCAAUAGUAUCGAACAUACUUUCGUUACAUUUUUUUUUCUCCUUGUUUGUGGUGUUGGUUGUAAGUUUGUAGUUUUAUUUGUUAUGGCUGAACAGAAGACCGGAGACGCCGUGCUCCACGGCAAGUACGAGCUGGGGCGAAUGCUCGGCCAUGGCACCUUCGCCAAGGUGUACCAUGCCCGGAACGUAGAGACCGGGAAAUCCAUGGCCAUGAAGGUGGUGGGGAAAGAGAAGGUGAUCAAAGUCGGGAUGAUGGAGCAGAUCAAGAGAGAAAUAUCAGUCAUGAGGAUGGUGAAGCAUCCUAACAUCGUCGAGCUCCAUGAGGUGAUGGCGAGCAAGUCCAAGAUCUAUUUCGCCAUGGAUCUGGUCCGAGGCGGCGAGCUUUUUGCUAAAAUCGCCAAGGGCCGGCUGAAGGAAGACGUGGCAAGAGUCUAUUUCCAGCAACUCAUCUCCGCCAUCGAUUUCUGCCACAGCCGGGGAGUCUACCACCGGGAUUUGAAGCCGGAAAACCUCCUCCUAGAUGAUGACGGCAACUUGAAGGUGACUGAUUUCGGGCUCAGUGCUUUCUCCGAGCACCUAAAGCAAGACGGGCUCCUGCACACCACUUGUGGCACGCCGGCGUAUGUUGCGCCCGAGGUGAUAGGGAAGAAGGGCUACGACGGAGCCAAAGCGGAUCUGUGGUCAUGUGGAGUUAUUCUUUAUGUGCUCCUGGCCGGGUUUCUGCCAUUUCAAGAUGACAAUUUGGUCUCCAUGUAUAGAAAGAUUUACAGGGGAGACUUCAAAUGUCCGCCUUGGUUUUCUUCCGAGGCCCGAAGACUUGUUACGAAGCUUCUGGACCCGAACCCGAGUACCAGAAUCUCUGUUUCCAAGAUCAUGGACUCGUCUUGGUUCAAGAAAUCGGUGCCCAAGACGGUGAAGUCGUUCUCAAAGAAAGAGCAGGAGUUCGAUGAGACUUCAGAGAAGAAUUCGAAGCAGAUGGAGACAUUGAAUGCAUUUCACAUCAUCUCGCUUUCUGAAGGGUUCGACUUGUCUCCUCUGUUCGAGGAGAAGAAGAGGGAGGAGAAGGAGGAGCUGAGAUUCGCUACGACGCGGUCGGCGAGCACCGUGAUAUCGAAAUUGGAGGAGGUGGCGAAAGCUGGCAAGUUCAGGGUGAAGAAGAGUGACUCCAUGGUGAGGCUUCAGGGAGAGGCGAGCGGUAGGAAAGGGAAGCUGGCCAUUGCGGCGGAGAUUUUCGCCGUAACGCCGUCGUUUCUGGUUGUGGAGGUGAAGAAGGACAAUGGUGAUACUCUCGAGUACAACCAGUUCUGCAGCAAAGAGCUCAGACCGGCGCUGAAAGACAUUGUCUGGACUAACUCGCCCGCCCCUGCUUGAUUUUGUUUUAGUGUUAUUGUUGCAGUGAAUUGUGAUUAUUGUUGUUGUUAGGGUGAAAUUUGAAGGCUCUGAAUUCUGUUUCUGUG
Messenger RNA from Rosa chinensis, 1721 nucleotides. RefSeq names its product CBL-interacting serine/threonine-protein kinase 6. The transcript has a single exon. Gene Ontology annotation, molecular function: protein kinase activity; ATP binding. Bases 349 to 1635 code for a protein of 428 amino acids. NCBI's taxonomy places the organism in Eukaryota, Viridiplantae, Streptophyta, Magnoliopsida, Rosales, Rosaceae. The record is from RefSeq and is a predicted model, not a curated record. Gene Ontology annotation, biological process: signal transduction; protein phosphorylation.